AUGGGCGGCUCAAGAUAUAUUGUGCACACAAGUUUAGGUCCGACAAUCGUCUCCGUUCAGAAAGUUCCUCUCAUAUCUCUUGAUGGGACAGAAAAAAAAGACCAAAGGUUGGCUUCUCAUCGUGACAGCGCAGUAACACGGAGUUCCUGCUCUAUAACGCUCUUCAUCUCACUCCUAGCAACCGUCAUCGACCACCACAUCCCCCUUGUCACCACGCAUCACAACACCACCACUUCCCCUGCACCACCAAUAUCACCACCAGCACCACCUGGUCACACACCACCGAUCACACCACCAGCUCCCACCCCGUCGACCAACCACCCAUCGAACCACCUAUGUCACGCACCCUCAUCACCACCACGCAAUCCCCUGCGGGUCCCACACCAUCCGCUCAUCACGACACCCACACCCGUCACCACCCUCGAUCAGCCACACGAAGACGCACCCUCAUCACCACGAACGACCAGCCACCACCGAUUCGACCAACUAGCCACCGUCGAUGAUGACCACGCCACCGAUGGAUCCAGCACGACCACCCACCCCGUGUCAAGACGCCACACCUCGGGAUCCUACCACCCAGCCACCCUGUCACCACGCCUCAUCACCACCACCACCCUGUCACCACCCUUAUCACCACCCCACCCUGUCACCACCCUCAUCCGACCACCACCACGCCUUGUCACCACAGACACCACCCCUUCACCACCGACAUCAGCCACUACCUACAGACUGAUCACCGAACCAGCGCAACCACAACCCCGUAGUCAGCCACCAGCCAUCACCACCACUCCCCUGUCACCGAAGCCUCAUCACCACCACUCCCCUGCACACCCUGUACGACCGAGCCACCAUCGACCACUACCACGACUGUCCACCCACCGCUUAUCACCACACCACCCUCAUCGACCAACACGCACCCUUCACGCACCGCUCAUCACCACCACCACCCUAUGCACCACAACCCACCAUCCCUGUCCAGCCACCACCCUAGAUCGACCACUACCACCGACUGUCACCACCCUUAUCACCACCACCACGCCUCAAUCGACCACCACGCACCCUGUUUCACCACCCUUAUUCACCACCAACUCACCUCAUCACCGACCACCACCCUGUCACCGCAACCACCACCCUUGUUCACCAGACCAGCACAUCACCCUACCACUCCCAGCUGUCACCAUCUCUCAUCACCCACACUCCCCUGUCACCGAGCCUUCAUCACCACCACUACGCCUGUCACGCACAACCACCACCCUGUCACCCACCCUUCAUCACGCCCUUCACUCCCGGACCACAAAGAGCACGAGGCAAUGGCGCCGCCGUUAUCUCUAA
Penaeus vannamei (Pacific white shrimp) is the source of this 1332-nucleotide messenger RNA. Lineage: Eukaryota; Metazoa; Arthropoda; Malacostraca; Decapoda; Penaeidae. The record is from RefSeq and is a predicted model, not a curated record.